Ananas comosus (pineapple) is the source of this 1496-nucleotide messenger RNA. Its product is annotated as traB domain-containing protein-like. Bases 22 to 1275 code for a protein of 417 amino acids. The transcript is spliced from 9 exons. The record is from RefSeq and is a predicted model, not a curated record. Lineage: Eukaryota; Viridiplantae; Streptophyta; Magnoliopsida; Poales; Bromeliaceae.
ACUAGCCACCACAUUUUCUUUAUGCUCCGCUUGACUCGUCUCCCUAACUCGCCCGAGUCGCCCCUCCUCCUCCUCCUCAACUCGGCCCCUCCCCGGCUCCGUCGCCCCCUCCCCGUCCCUCUCCUCUCCUCCGUAAAAGCCCUCGUCGCCGCACCUUUCUCCUCGAUCCCACACCAUUCCCAUCCCAAACCCUUCUCCUCCCCACUCCGCCGCCUCCCUCCGGCGAUGGACCUCGCCGGAGCCUUCCACGCCGCCGCAGUUGGAGAGGCCUCCCCCCCUAAUCCUAACCCUAACGUGGAUCCCGAGCUCCAUCGUCUUCUUGGAGCCGAGGACGCCUCUGAGGGCGAGGCGGUGGCGUCGUCGUUUGCUCCUUCUUCAUCUUCUUCGAGCGGGGGAUCGGAUGGGAGGAGGGAUCUCCCCGAGGAGCUCGCCAAGGGCGUCGUGUUGUUGCAGUGCGAGUCCUCGGCCGAGGGCGGCGCGUGCGACGUUUACCUUGUCGGGACCGCGCACGUGUCUCAGGAAUCAUGCAAGGAAGUCAAGGCGGUAAUCAAUUACUUGAAACCGCAGGUUGUUUUCUUGGAAUUGUGCGCAAGCAGGGUUGCCAUUCUGACACCGCAGAAUCUUCAGGUUCCUACUGUGAGUGAAAUGAUUGACAUGUGGAAGAAAAAGAAAAUGAACACAUUUGGAAUCCUUUAUAGCUGGUUUCUUGCCAAGGUUGCCAGUACACUUGAGGUUUUACCUGGUUCCGAGUUUCGAGUGGCAUUUGAAGAAGCAAUGAGCUAUGGAGGCAAAGUUAUUCUUGGCGAUCGUCCUGUCCAUAUCACCCUGAGGAGAACAUGGGGGAGUAUGACGUUGUGGCAUAGGCUGAAAUUUCUAUACUACAUUCUGUUUCAAACAAUCUUCUUGCCAAGCCCUGAAGAUCUCACUAGAAUGUUGAAGGAAAUGGAUGAUGUUGACAUUCUUACUAUUGUGAUUCAAGAGAUGAGCAAGGAAUUUCCGACUUUGAUGGAAACACUUCUUCAUGAGCGUGACAUGUACAUGUCGUCUAAGUUACUGAAGGUUGCUAGCGAACAUUCUUCAGUUGUUGCUGUUGUUGGAAAAGGGCAUUUACCAGGAAUAAAGAAAUACUGGAAACAGCCUAUCAAGGUGAAGGAUCUGCUUGAAAUUCCUACUAGAAGUUCAGGUAUCUCUAGGGCAAAAAUCCUAACAUCUUUAGGACUUGCAGUGACUGGAUCAGCAAUUGCCUCCGGGCUUUAUUUCUGGGGAAGGAAAUGAUGUUUGUGGUAUGCAUGACUAAACUAGUUGUUUAAGCAUUACUGUCACACUAAUUCCUAUUCGAGAUAUAUUCUUGUUGUAAAUUCAACUUGUUGUAGGAACAUUUAAAAUAGAUAACAUUGGAUCUCACGGAGUGAAUAUCCUGCAAUAAAGAAUUCUUAGCAAGUGUGUAAACCUUGUAUUUGUCAUCCUCAGCUCCAAUUGUUUUCCUGUAGUAACUA